AUGGACUUUUAGUUGUUCCGUGGACUUGCCCAACAUUGUGCGCGCCUUAACGCGAAGCCACGUUACGCGCACGUCAUACGCUUACUCAUCACUUCUGAAAGCACAGAGCAGCGACAGCGGUGCAGCUGUUUCCUAUUGUAUUUGUUUUUGUUUUGUGCGCGUGUUUUUUUAUAAUUUUUUUUUUUGUUGAUAGCGUUCUCGAUAAUUUUGCAUUCGGGCGCCUUAUCGCAAGAAGGCAGUGUCGACAGUCGUCAGCCACACAGCGUCAGAGCGUCACAGCUGUAACGAAACCAACAAUUAACCACCCUUCAAGAGUUUUGAGAUUGUGUGAGCAGGAAGGUAGAUAGAAAAGGAAACUAUAGUUUAACAACAACAACAAAAACUACAACAUUUUCCUAAAAACAUUUCACUAGCAAUUGCAUAAGACAUAUUAUUUGCGUUGCUUGUGUUUUUGUUGUAUUUGCUUAUUUGCUUUGAACUGCUUCAAUUGUGUGUUGUUGACGCAGCUCGUGGCUCGUGUUAAUUACAUACAUUGGAAACACGCGCUCAAGUGCCUAAACCAACAAAGUGCGUGUGGUCCGAAUCGUCGCUUGUUGCACUCGUGUGACCUUUGUCAUUCGACGGGAGAAACAGUUUGCGCCCAAUUGCCAGUUAAUUGUCGACGCGGCGCCGCCUCAUCAGCCGCGACUUAAGUCCAAGCAGCUACACGAAGCUUGUUAGCGCGCCGCCAGGAUUUUGAUGUGUGAUCUAUUGGCGUUUCUGUUGUUUCCGCGUGAGACCGCAAACGACCAAUUAUUUCAGUGACCACAAGUUUAUGGAACGAUUGGAGGCGCACACACAGAUGCAGCUGGAAGUAAAAAAGACAAUUAUUUCAAAAACAACAACAAACAGGCGCACAAACAUUCUUGCAACAAAAACAACAAAAGCUUUGCAGCGCUCAACCUCAUUGUUGUUGUCGAUCAAUUUGUCUGUUAAUACGCCAGCGGUUUUUGCUUGCUUUUAGCUCUGCGGUUGCAAUAGUGUCUUGCUACUUUCUUGUUGUUUCUGUACGAACGUCAAAUUCGAUUUUUAUGACUUUUUGAGCGCGUGACUAAGCGGUGAUUUAUGGUGGCGUGUUGUUUUUAAUAUUCAUACACUCUUCGUGGCACUCACAAGCGAACGCAGCAGCAUGCCAGUGAAGCAGUAAUAAUAAGAAGAAGAAGCAGAAGAGCUACAACACUAACAACAGCACGAACACUCUCUACCCAAAGUUUAACGGCUAAAAGAACGAAGCGCUAGUGGUAAAAGUCAUAUUAACAACAACAACAACUACUACUACAGCUAUCACAACAACUGCCACAUCAUCGAUAGCCAGCAGCAAGCAGGUCGUUAGCUUGCGUAGGUGCGCUUGCGCAGCAACUAGCAAUCACUAAGCAUCCACGGAGACAGGCAGCCAGCGAGUUAAGCAAGAGUUCGCUGUAUAUUGGGCGAUAUCCUGCUGCGCAUGCGCGAUGGACUCCUCCAUAAGCCCGAAUGCCGCUGGCAACAGUGUGCAACAACAACAACUACAAAACCGUGUUAAACAGCAACUGCAUUUGAAGCAGCAGCAGCAACAGCAACAACAACAUGCACAGCUGAGACAGCAGUCACAACAGCAAUCACAGGCACAGCUAGGCAUGCAACAGGGUCAGCAACAGAAAUUACCACAACAACAACAAUUGCAGAAGUUUAAACAGCAAAUGCAAACACAGCGCCUACAGCAGCAACAACAACAACAACAUACCCAAUCACAACAGAGACAUGUGCAUGUGCAAUCAUCAACGGUACAAUUUCCAGCGACAAUAACAACAACAAGAACAGCCAAUGCUGUUGCCACAGCCGCCGCCUUGACCACUUUGAUUAAGGAGGAACUGUGCGCCGCCGAGCUGCAUGCCACUUCCGUUGCAGCUGCACUUGAGCAGCAACAACAGAGCAACAGUAACAAGAAUGUGCAGAGCGCCAAUAACAACAACAAUAAUAGCAUUGCCGCUAGUAGAGCACAUAUACAGAAAACGAACUCUGCCCCGACCUGUUCCACCUCCGCAACGAUUUCUCCCCCAACCGUGGCCGCCAUGGCAUUGGCAUUGGCAAAAGAUGGAAAUAGCGGCGGCAACGAUGCGCAGCUGCAGGGCAAUCACGGCCUCAGCAUGAGUACGCCAUCCACCCAACAAGCGUCAACACUGCCGCUGAUUAAGUGUGACAGUGGCAACAAUGGUAGCAAUCACAACAACAACAACAACAAUGUCAAUAACAGUGCCAAUAAUGUCGGCAACAACAGCAACGCAACAACGUUGGCAAACGUCUCAACUACGAAUGACCUCGCCGCCGCGGCCGCAGUUGUGCUCUCCUUACAGGGCACCAUGGUCAGCAGCCUACAGCAGGCCGCACUCCUACCCGUCAAUUCACCAGCUGCAGCGGCGCUCAAUCUGCAAGCGUUGGAAUCGUACUUGGCACUACAACGAAUUACCGGCAAAUCGGACGUCUUUCGCUUCAAUACCAUAACCGCCAACAACAACAACAGCAGUGAUGGUAGCGGCGAUGGUGAAACAAGUGCCAGCUGCACCACCAGUGGCAUCAAUACGGAAGAAACUAGCAAUAACAGCUAUAACCUUACAACAACAGCAACAAAUGCGGCGCCAGCGCAACAACAACAACAACAAGAGUUACAAGCUGUGGACAUAGCCAAAACGCAACGCAACGCCAACGCGGCAAAUACUAUACAGACGCUGUUGCAAGAUGCGGGCGCUACCGGCACUGACCUCUCCACCAGUGACCUCGGUGAUUGUGACCUGCCGUUGCUGGACGGCGAAGAGGGACUGUCGUUUGAGGCUGCUGAACUCGAGAGUAGCUACAACAACUUCAUAUUCAACACUAACGCAUUCAAUUGUCUUAACCAGCAACAACAACAACAGCAGCUGAACACACAGCAACAACAACAGCAAUCCUUAUCUGCUGAUCUCGAAUCGAUUUCAUCACUACAGGCCACCAUGUUCCAAGACAAGCUGAACCACCAGCAGCUGGUCAUAAAUGAAGGUGCCGCUGCUAGCGCUCUGAAUGAGGCGAACGCGCUGAAUGCUAGUAGUGGUGGUGCGGGCGUUGCGGGCGGUACAGCUGUUGCUACCGCCACUGCCAAUACACAGCGCGCCAAGAAACAGUUCAUUUGCAAAUUCUGUAAUCGUCAGUUCACUAAGUCCUACAAUCUACUCAUACACGAGCGCACGCACACCGACGAACGGCCCUACUCGUGCGAUAUCUGCGGCAAAGCAUUCCGUCGGCAAGAUCACCUCAGAGAUCACAGAUACAUUCACUCAAAGGAGAAACCCUUCAAAUGCGCUGAGUGCGGCAAAGGCUUCUGCCAAUCGCGCACCCUCGCCGUGCAUAAAAUUCUACACAUGGAGGAGUCGCCACACAAAUGUCCGGUCUGCAAUCGCUCCUUCAAUCAGCGUUCAAACCUAAAGACUCAUUUACUCACUCACACCGAUAUCAAGCCAUAUAACUGCAGUUCCUGUGGCAAGGUCUUCCGACGUAACUGCGAUUUACGGCGCCACAGUCUAACGCAUAACCUAGCCGGCAUGACAGGCAGUGGCUUGGGUCCCGGCAACGAGCAUCUGCUCUCACUACCCGUUAGCGCUGCGGACAUUUUCCAAACCACGACUGCCGGCAACGGUGGAUCCAUAUCGACGACACGUAAUUUGGACGCGAAGACGGUCACACUGUUGCCCGCUUGUACCAAAGUCGGUAAUACGUCGUCUAUCGAUUUGAUUGCGGUGACUGAUUAAGUGACUGAUUAGCUUCUCAAGCAAGCAGAGCACAAAACAUUUGGCCUUACAUUUGUGAUCUACACUAUACUACGCAGGACUCUGAUUCGUUUGCAUUAAUUCGUGCGUGUGAAAAGAUGAAACUCAGUUCUAAGUACAGCGGUUAUUAUUAAGUCCAAGCGCACAUUUUGAUUUACAUUUAAAUUACAUAGUUGUCUUAAGCACAUUUUUUGCGUACUUAUCUAUAUAGGUAUAUAUGGUACAUAUAUAUUAUAUAUACUGGAUAUAACUAGUUUAAUUUUAAGUCUCAUACGUUUAUUAGGCUUCCAAACAAUCUUAUCGUUUCAAACGUUCGACACAUUAGGCUAGUGCAAAUAGGUGAGCGCUCUCAGCAGCGCUUCAUAUAUGACAAUACACACACACACUUAUAUAUAGCUAUACUUGCAAAGGCAUAAUUAUGAAAUAAAAUGAGCUUAGCAUAGCGUCCAUAUACAUUAAGUAAACUAGCAAAGUAAGUUUAAGUUAAAUUUUUUUUAUUUUGCUCUUUCAACUUUAAGGAUAUCGCAAAUACUAACUAAACAUACAAUAAUAUAAAAACAUAUAAAUUAAAUUUUUUUAGUAUUUUGGUAUAAGUAUUCCGGAAUUUACUAUCUGUGAAGUUGCAUUAUCUGUCCGAUUUCGUGUAUUUGAAUAAAAAUCUAACUUCACACAUUGACUUGAA
This is a messenger RNA of Bactrocera oleae (olive fruit fly), 4497 nucleotides long. RefSeq names its product sister of odd and bowl (gene sob). Gene Ontology annotation, biological process: embryo development; regulation of transcription by RNA polymerase II; embryonic hindgut morphogenesis. The record is from RefSeq and is a predicted model, not a curated record. Gene Ontology annotation, molecular function: RNA polymerase II transcription regulatory region sequence-specific DNA binding; DNA-binding transcription factor activity, RNA polymerase II-specific. NCBI's taxonomy places the organism in Eukaryota, Metazoa, Arthropoda, Insecta, Diptera, Tephritidae. Gene Ontology annotation, cellular component: nucleus.